Messenger RNA from Phyllotreta striolata, 792 nucleotides. NCBI's taxonomy places the organism in Eukaryota, Metazoa, Arthropoda, Insecta, Coleoptera, Chrysomelidae. The record is from the annotation of a GenBank genome assembly.
GCGGAACAAAAUCCUGGUUAGAGCAUGGGAAAAUUUUUAGCGGUAUUCCUGGCUUACGUGCUAAUGUGCAAUCAAUGCCUAAUUUUUAGAGAUCCCGAUGCGAAUUAUGCGGGACCUAAACUCUCUUCGUAUGUGUUUCUAACGGCCGUGUGUAUUCUUUUGUACGAUUUGAGAUUGUAUCCCAAGCGUUUGAGGAAACUGGAUCACCUGAGUCAAAAUAUUGUUGAGUUUUUUAUAGCGAUGUUUGCGAUGGAACUCGUACUGCAAGAUUUCUGGUACCCGCUCAUAAAUGGAUUAGUAGCGUUGCUUCUACACGGUGCAGAAAAAAUGGAAUAUCUUAGCGAUUACGAGUAUUUGAGUGAUUCCCUAAAAGAUCCAUCUACAGUGGAUAGAAUUACGUACAUUUUGAGCCUUUUCUUCUUGUUAAGCGUCCUGCAUGCUGUGAGAGCAAUCGAUUUUCGGGCGCUUCAAGAGGGUCCCGGUUGUUUUUUUGACGACAUUGCGUACAGGGGAAGAAGAUUUCUGCUGAAAAAAAUUAGGUACUUGGGUUUUGCCAAGAAGCGGGUCAAAAUCAAGGAGUGCAAGGAGAAGAGGUCGAGACGUAGCACAAGGGAUGAUGAUAAUGAAAAAACCGGAACCAUUGAUCUAGAAGAUUUCAGCAAAUCUGGAGACACGAAUGUGGACGAUAGCGUUUGUAGUAACAGCGACUGUGAUUCACAGAAAAUUUGCGAUUUCGACGAUUUAGACUUAUUGAUCGAUAUUGAUGAUUGAAUUUAAAUAAAAAGAAUUAGG